AUGGCUGGACAGCAUGGACGGCGCUCCCCGCCGUCAAUCCGCAGCUCGGAUCCGUGCCACAUCCUCGAGCUGACAUCCCCCCUCGCCCACAUCUCCGUUUUCCCGGAUCUUCCCCCGCCGCGACAGCCACAAAAGAAAUACCUCAACAUCCACUACCACGCAUGGGGGACUUGGGUGGCCCAGAUCACUGACCGGGGGACCCACACAAAGAAGUGGAUUGGGUCGUUCCACAUGGUGGAACUCGCCGCCCUGGAAUACAACUGGUGGCAGGUCCAGUUCGACGGUGCGGCGGCAAAGGUCAGCUUUCCGCUUGGGAUGGCCUCGGUCCACCUCCUCCCGGUGGCGCUGGGAGUGGUGGAUGCAAUGACGAUUCAGGAGCUCCACCGGGAGGCGAGGGGGGUCAUUGCAGCGGAGGCCGCCGACGAGGAAUACAUGGCGGAGCUCCAUCGGCAGCACCCCGAGCUUGUGAAGGCGGAUCGGGCGGUCAAAGGCGAGGUCGUCGCCAUCUCCCACGAUGAGGAGCAAGGCGGCGGCGGCGGCAAUGGCAGCACAGAGGACGAGUUCGACGCCGAGAAGUGGCGGCACAUCUUCCUCGACUCUGGCGAAGACGGCACCGGCCCAGACCCCAUGGAUGGAGGCAUGUUGAGGCAAGAUUGGCUCGAUCUAUACUAUGGCAAGGAUGAGAAAGAAUAUUAG
Molecule: messenger RNA, 696 nt
Organism: Aegilops tauschii subsp. strangulata
Lineage: Eukaryota; Viridiplantae; Streptophyta; Magnoliopsida; Poales; Poaceae
Source: RefSeq, a predicted model, not a curated record